GACUGGAUUGACUCGAGCGCUUAGCUGUCUGGGGUUUAGGGUUGCCGCGGUUUUUUUUCUUUAUCGAGAAGUGACAUUUUUGGCUGAUGGCUUGUGCGGUUUUUGGGACAUUCAUCGCAUUGCAUAAUAACUCCGAAAUAGAACAGAAGGUUCGAUCGCGGCAGAUCGAAGCGAUUCGUUUGUCUUCUGAAAUAUUAGCGAGUGUUUGCCCACUAUUUCUUAAAUUGGACUCUGGCCGUACACGCGUGUGCUUGCUGAGUCAUCGGCUAAGUAUCGACGUAGUUUCAUAAUAUUGUAAAGUUUAUUACCGAUAUACAAAGGAGCGUAAUUCGUUUGGCCAUCGAGUUUCCGGUUAUUACUUAUCUCGCGAUGUAAAAAGGAUCGAUAGCCCGAGCCACUUUGGCGCUGACGUACGCGAGCUUCCGUUGACUCAGCGCAAGAAUAUUCGACUCGACGUAGGUUAUUUUCUUUCUCUCUUCAAUUUCCAACUUUAGCCUCUGUAAAUUGACAGCCCGAUAAUGACGCCUCACGUGUAUAGCGCGCCGGGUUUUCAAAAAACAAAAAAAAAGCCGUCCAGCCAGUCUACCCUAGCUACAGAAAAUGCAAUACCUCCGGCCGAAGCUAGCUAAGUACAAGCAUUGAAUGGGUGGCUUUUGAUCGCUUUGACCGAGACGAGUGCGAGAAGAAUUGGAAAAGACAGACGAGACGAGAAACAUUUAAUAAUCCGAGGAUGAGGAGCCGAGCUACUUUCCCGCUGCUGCUGUUCGUCGCCUUGCUAUGUAUGGCCUCCCCGAGGCUGACGAAAUCGGAGUCGUCCGAGAGCAAAGUCUCGGAGAUGGCGUCACCGCCGACAACCGAGUCCACCAUCCAGAAGGCCGUCGAUUUCGUCGAGCACCUCGUUAAGGAGACGAUCUUGCCCAGCAAUCCAGACGCGUACAACGAGCUGAUGGAAGGAGUCUCCCCCGCGGGAGAACCUGGUACGAGCCCCGCAGCUAACGAUUCGAACGCAACGACCACGGGUAUAGUGACCAAGCUCGAGAAUCUGCUCAAUCCCUUGGCCCAGGCCCUCUACCUCUUCAUCGACAGUCUUCUGCGAGCUUUCAAGCACAGAGCUCUGCCCUGCCUCAUCACUUCGUGGAUUCCGCUCGAGGCCACCUGCACACCUCUGGAGAACUCUCCGGUUUCGAACCAGCCGAUACCGGCGCCCAGCGGUCCCCAGCCUACCAGAUGAAGAUUUCGACUUUUUAUUGAAGCGUUAAUGUACUUGCGGUUGUGCUGAGGGGGCUGUUAUUCUUAUUGUUGCAAAAAAUGUGUAUUGUUCGAAAAAUUAUCAAUAAAGGCAUUCUGAUGAUGAUUCUUAUAAUAGUAAUGUGA
Molecule: messenger RNA, 1374 nt
Organism: Nasonia vitripennis (jewel wasp)
Lineage: Eukaryota; Metazoa; Arthropoda; Insecta; Hymenoptera; Pteromalidae
Exons: 3
Coding region: 731-1231 (166 amino acids)
Source: RefSeq, a predicted model, not a curated record